This is a messenger RNA of Antechinus flavipes (yellow-footed antechinus), 933 nucleotides long. RefSeq names its product olfactory receptor 1019. Gene Ontology annotation, cellular component: membrane. Gene Ontology annotation, molecular function: G protein-coupled receptor activity; odorant binding; olfactory receptor activity. The transcript has a single exon. Gene Ontology annotation, biological process: sensory perception of smell; G protein-coupled receptor signaling pathway. Bases 1 to 933 code for a protein of 310 amino acids. The record is from RefSeq and is a predicted model, not a curated record. Lineage: Eukaryota; Metazoa; Chordata; Mammalia; Dasyuromorphia; Dasyuridae.
AUGGAUAAAAGAAACCACUCAGUUGUGACAGAGUUUAUUUUUAUGGGCAUUACUCAAGACCCACAAUUGCAGAUUAUCUUCUUUGUAGUGUUUCUUGCUGUCUACAUGAUCAAUGUGAUAGGCAAUGUUGGUAUGAUUAUCCUCAUUGUGAUGGAUGCACAACUGCAUACACCAAUGUACUUCUUCCUUUGCAAUCUCUCCCUCGUGGAUCUUGGCUACUCAUCUGCCAUUGCUCCCCGAAUGUUGGCAGACUUCCUGACCCAGCACAAGGUCAUCUCUUUCUCCAGCUGUGCUACUCAAUUUGCCUUCUUUGUGGGGUUUGUAGAUGCUGAGUGCUAUGUCUUGGCUGCCAUGGCAUAUGAUCGAUUUGUGGCUAUCUGCCGCCCACUUCACUAUAGCACCAUCAUGUCUAACCGAGUAUGUCUGGUGCUUACGGUGGGUUCCUACCUGGCUGGACUGGUAAGUCUGGUAGCCCAUACUUCCCUCACAUUCAGUCUAGAAUAUUGUGGUUCCAACAUCAUCAAUCAUUUCUUCUGUGAAAUCCCACCACUCCUGGCUCUCUCUUGUUCAGACACCUACAUCAGUGAAAUCUUACUCUUCAGCCUGUGUGGCUUCAUUGAGUUCAGUACCAUACUCAUCAUCUUCAUUUCCUAUGCCUUCAUCCUUGUGGCCAUCCUCAGGAUCAGCUCUGCUGAAGGCCGCAUCAAGGCUUUCUCAACUUGUGGAUCCCAUCUCACUGGUGUCAUCCUUUUCUAUGGGACAGUCAUGUUCAUGUAUCUUAGGCCAACAUCUGCUUACUCUCUGGACCAAGACAAGUGGGCUUCUGUGUUCUAUACUGUCAUUAUUCCUAUGUUGAACCCUAUUAUCUACAGUUUGAGAAAUAAAGAUGUGAAAGCUGCCUUUAAAAGACUGACCUGUAAGAAACCUCAGUAA